CGAAUUUCGGGAGAGGAGGGUGACAAUGGUCACCAACAUGCAUAUCACUGGCCAUCACUGGCAGACUUAGACCACAUUAUGGGCGAACCAUGGGUGGGCGAGUAGUCUACUGCCUAGACUACCUAGUCUCGAUUUUAGUUUAGUUUGUUACCAUGAUAUCCGAUGCCAUGGGGGUGGUGUGAGGUAGCCUCGGCCGUUUGAUACCACCUCGCCAUGUCAUGAGGUGAGAGGAGUUUAGAUACAAAAGUUGGUGGUCUCGCUCGCUUUUCAAGUGCCGGAAAGAUUUCCUUUUGGUUUUGAACUUUCCCAUCAUCAAGAAUUUAGUUGUUGAAGUGAAACAGAAAAAACAAGACAAGAUGCUCGCCGGUUUGUGUCUCGGCCUUCGUGGCCUUCAGAUCGUCUUCGGCGCCGUAAUCAUCGGUCUCUCCGCCUCCUUCAUCACAGCCCAAAAAGUCGGUUCCGCAGCCACCACAACGCAAUACUCCGUUUUCACGGGCGCCUACGGCAUUCUCGAAGGCUUUCUAGGCAUCGCCGCCCUGUUUCUCAGUUUCAUCCCAGACAUCGUGGUACUAGGCGCCGAUGCCAUCGGUGCUUUGGUGUUGUUAGCUGGUGGUAUUGCCUGGGCAAUCGGCACCCGCGGUGUCUCCUGCACCGACCCCACCAAGGUUAUGAAGAUCCUCGACAACAACCUCUUGAACCAGGGCAAGCGCAAGUACAAGGGCGACUGGUACUACGGCAUUUUGUACGGGGACCCGAACGAGAAGACGGCUUGGAGCAGGCUGCAGUCGAGCUGCAAGAAGGGACUGGCGGACGAGAUCUUCCAGUUCUUGGCUUUUGCGGUUUUGGUGGUGUUGGUGGUGGUGGGGUGGAUCAGGUGGAGGAAGGGGAAGGGGGGUGGAGGUAUGGGGUCGAGGACGUAUGUUUAAAGACGGGAGGCCUGAGGGGUAGUGUUGAGGAUUUGGAAAGAGGGAACGGAGGUGUCAUAAAAGGGUGAAGAGAAAAGAGGAAGAGGUGGAUGAGGAAGAGGUAAUGAUAAUGGGAUUAUUGAUGAAAAACAAAAGGGACAUGGGUAAUGAAGUGGGAGGAGACUCAAGGAUAAUGUAAUGACUGAAGUUGAGAUACCCGUAUAUUAUGAUAAAGAAAAUAUGAAGCAUUUCAAUA
Molecule: messenger RNA, 1161 nt
Organism: Neurospora tetraspora
Lineage: Eukaryota; Fungi; Ascomycota; Sordariomycetes; Sordariales; Sordariaceae
Product: marvel domain-containing protein
Exons: 3
Coding region: 357-926 (189 amino acids)
Biological process (GO): eisosome assembly; protein localization to plasma membrane
Cellular component (GO): plasma membrane; eisosome
Source: RefSeq, a predicted model, not a curated record